Cinara cedri is the source of this 664-nucleotide messenger RNA. The record is from the annotation of a GenBank genome assembly. Lineage: Eukaryota; Metazoa; Arthropoda; Insecta; Hemiptera; Aphididae.
GCUCUACUAAAUGUACAAGGUAUAGAUGUUCAUGCUGAAGAUAAAAAUAAACAAACUCCUUUACAUUGGGCUACUGAUGAAAGGAUAGUAAAUGCUCUAAUAGCACAAGGUGCAAAGGUUAAUGCUGAAGAUAAAAAUAAACAAACUCCUUUACAUUGGGCUGUUAAGGAUUGUAACACAGCUGUAAUAUGGGCUCUAAUAAACAAUAAUGCUGAGGUUAAUGCUAAAGAUAAAAAUAAACAAACACCUUUACAUUUGGCUGUUAAGGGCGGUAAUACAGCUGUAAUAUGGGCUCUAAUAGACAAUAAAGCUAAGGUUAAUGCUAAAGAUAAAAAUAAACAAAUUCCUUUACAUUGGGCUGCUAGUGGAAAGGUAGCAAGGUAUUUGAUAAUACAAGGUGCUGAGGUUAAUGCUAUAGAUAAUGAUGAGAACACACCUUUACAUUUGGCUGCUGAGAAGGGUUAUAUAACAGUAAUAAAAGCUCUAUUAGAUAAGGAGGCAAAUAUUCAUGCUAAAAAUAAAGCUGGAAGAACUCCUUUAUAUUAUUCUGCUAAUGUAGACAUAAAAAAUGCUCUAAUAGCAGCAGGUGCAAAAGAUGUUCCAGUAGCAGAGGUUCAUUCUAAAGAUAAAGAAGACAUUCCUUUACAGGAUACUACUAUGGAAG